UUACCGAUUACGAUCGUGUUUGUGUUUGUGUCGUUAAUUUUUCUCUGCUUUCUUUUCAUUAUAACUUCUCCGAAGUCCGAGUUGAAACUUAGAAGUAUAAAAAACAAUAUUUAGUGAGAUUUCAAAGAAUUUUUAAUCGCAAGGAUGACGGAGGUUCAGCUGCAAGAGUUCAAACUAGAGCCAGAUUCAGAACUUAGGUUUGAAGUGGAAUCUAAAAACGAAAAAGUAGUUUUAGAGGUGAAGAGUGGUUAUGCGGAGCUUUUUGGCACAGAACUCGUGAAAGCGAAGCCAUAUGAGUUCCAUACGGGUGCGAAAGUGGCUGUGUUCACGUGGCACGGCUGUACUGUGGAGUUAAGAGGCAAAACAGAAGUCAGUUAUGUGGCUAAAGAGACUCCCAUGGUUGUAUACCUCAAUGUCCAUGCAGCUCUUGAGCAGCAAAGGGUGGCUGCAGAACAGGAGUCCACUCGAGGUCCAGUCACCAUGGUGGUGGGGCCUGGAGAUGUGGGCAAGUCCACUCUUACCAGGAUACUAUUGAAUUAUGCAGUGAGGAUGGGACGGAGGCCCAUCUAUGUAGAUCUAGACGUUGGCCAGGGACAUAUCAGCGUACCGGGUACUAUAGGGGCACUCUUGGUAGAAAGACCAGCAUCAAUAGAGGAGGGCUUCAGUCAGCAGGCCCCACUGGUGUAUCACUUCGGCCACAGUUCUCCGGGAGAGAAUCUCGAACUGUACAACACUAUUGUGGGCAGACUAGCUGAGGUGAUAGCUGAGCGAUGUGAGAAUAAUAAAAAAGCAUCGACAUCAGGAGUAAUCAUCAACACUUGUGGGUGGAUUAAAGGAGACGGAUAUAAGGUGCUCUCACACGCCGCUCAAGCUUUUGAGGUGGACGUGAUCCUAGUAUUGGACAAUGAGAGGCUUUACAACGAGCUCAAGAGAGACAUGCCCAAGUUUGUCAAAGUCGUCUAUUUACCAAAGAGUGGAGGUGUUGUAGAGAGAUCGUCGACGCAGCGCGCCGAGGCCCGAGACGCGCGCAUACGCGAGUAUUUCUACGGCAAACGUACGCCAUACUACCCGCACUCGUUCGAUGUCAAGUUCAACGACUUGAAGAUCUAUAAGGUGGGUGCGCCGUCGCUGCCGGACUCGUGCAUGCCGCUGGGCAUGCGCGCGGCGGACGCGCUGACCAAGUUGGUGCAGGUGUGGCCCACGGCGGCGCUGCAGCACCGCCUGCUGGCCGUGUCCUUCGCGGCCGGGCCCGACGACGACGUGCUGCACUCCAACCUCGCUGGGUUCGUCUGCGUCACGGCGGUGGACAUGGACCGUCAGACGCUGACGAUCCUGUCCCCGCAGCCGCGGCCGCUGCCCGCCACGGUGCUGCUGCUGUCGGAGCUGCAGUACAUGGACAACCACUAGUCCGUGCUCUUUGGCCCGCGCCUGCGUCACGCCUUCUGCAACAUCUCGCUCACUCAUUGAGCGGGCUCUUCUAGUGUGCUCUUUUUCUCGCAAAGGUUCGUUACGGUGACUUAGAAAGCGAUGAAAGGUGAAUGAAUCAUUAUUAUCGUCAUGUCAGUCACAAGACGUGCACUGGAGCCUUAGUACGAGUUUGCUUUACGUUCAACGAGAUCGAAACGAGAGAGCUGAUUGGUUGGUUCAUUCGGUUGGCCAAUCAGACCACCGUACGCGCUCUCGUUUCGAUUUUGUUAAACGUAAAGCAAAGUCGUACUAAGGGUACUGGUAGACGUAAGCCUCUGCCGGAGAUUUCUAGAUCGGUCGGUUUGGCUUGGUUUAGACAUCAUUAUAAAUGUGGCUAAAAUAACGAUAUGAAAUGGUGUCUUCGCCUUCGUAAUUUUCUAUGGAAACAAUAUUAUUUGUCGGAUUAUGGAUUAAACAAAAUGUUGAUGUAAUAAUAUUUGCCAGUAUGGAUUACCUGAUUAUGCAAUUAUUUGAUGAAUUCUGUAUGCCAUUAAGGAUCUUAUGUUUUUUAUGAAUUAAUUAUAUUAUAAUGUGUGUGUAAAUUAAUUUUAUUUGUGUGCUAUGGAUUUAUCAAACCAAAGAAUAAAUGAUGUUUUUAAUAAAUUAAAAACUUUUCCAGAAGACUGGUAACAUUGUCAUAUAAUAUAUUAAUUUAUUCUUAUAAUCAAAUUUACAUGUUUCCCUGUUAUUUGUUAGGAACUAACUUUCGACCGAAAUGAGAAAAGAGCACAUUAUGAUAGUUACAUUGCGUUACGCAGCCGAGAGUCAAACGUGUACCCUUGGUGAUGUGAUAUGUGACAGAUCUCCAGAUCUAAAAACUGACUGUACAUAUAUUUAAUGUAGACAUUUUAACGAAUAAUAUUAAAAGACUGUUGUUUUAAAACGACCAUGUAAUGUAAUUCUAAUAAAAGAUGAUAUGUAGAAA
This is a messenger RNA of Spodoptera frugiperda (fall armyworm), 2392 nucleotides long. RefSeq names its product protein CLP1 homolog (gene cbc). The transcript is spliced from 9 exons. Lineage: Eukaryota; Metazoa; Arthropoda; Insecta; Lepidoptera; Noctuidae. Gene Ontology annotation, molecular function: polynucleotide 5'-hydroxyl-kinase activity. The record is from RefSeq and is a predicted model, not a curated record. Gene Ontology annotation, cellular component: nucleus; mRNA cleavage factor complex. Gene Ontology annotation, biological process: tRNA splicing, via endonucleolytic cleavage and ligation. The coding region runs from base 145 to 1407 and encodes 420 amino acids.